Messenger RNA from Peronospora belbahrii, 4185 nucleotides. The record is from the annotation of a GenBank genome assembly. Lineage: Eukaryota; Oomycota; Peronosporomycetes; Peronosporales; Peronosporaceae.
AUGGACACUCAUGACGUUCCGAGUGCUUCAAUUCCAAUAACAUCAUCGGUAUCUAAGAUUUCUUCGUCUCCUGUGUCAAGUAAACCACUUCAAGCAUCACGAACUCCACCUGAGCACCACGAGAAGCUUGACAAGGAUGAAUUCCAUGCUGCGGAUGUAAACAAGACGACAAAAACGUCAUUGAAGCUCAAACAAAAGCCGAAAUUACGCGCACCACCUCGAAGAAUGCGCAGUGGAAGUGGUAGUGGUAGUAACACGAGUUUCACUGGUGUCCAGCGUGAAUUUGGUGGUCUUCGGCCGGCCAGUGCGAAUAUGGGGAUCGUUGUAGGGACAAUGAGACGCCCAAAUCGAUUGAAUCGACGGAAGAUUUCAUUAUCGGAUGAAGAAGCUGACGACAAGAUUCAUGCACCACCACUUGACAAUAUACCAGCUAUGGCGUUGAGACGUGGCAAGGGACAGACGAGAUUGCGCAACAUGGCGACACUUGUGCGUUCACAUCUUUGUAGUAGUAAGAGCUCAGCAGAUGAAAGUGGUAGUGGCAGUGGAGAUGCAGGUAUUAUUGAUACAGACACUACUGUAGACGCUGAUACAAGAGACAAGAAACCGGGACUAGAACGUAGCAACUCGUCGUUUGCAGGGGUAGCACAGCAACUGGUAACGUCAAGACGUGCUGCUCGCGGAUUUUUGUCCAUGUGGACAAAAGAUUCGACCGAAACGAUACAUGUUUAUCGUGGUAUUCACAUGGAAAAGAAAAAGCUGGAUUUGGUGAGUGUGGCGUCCGAGUAUAAAGAGAUUAAGCGCAGACAGUUCUACCAAGAGCUUGUCGUGUACUUUGUGUUUUUGACACUUCUUUUCUCACUGCUAUCAUGGUUACCAGUGCAAGAUAGUUUUCAUCAGAACGAUGUAGUAGGGGCUCUUACUUGCAGAGAAGAGGGUGAGUGCAAAAUCAAGACCUUUGCAGAUAUCUACGAAUUUGCUGGCAAAUUAAGGGAAACUAUUUGUGACCGUCAAGACGUUACUGCACAAUGGGUUCGUGUUGGUGGAGUAGGGUUCCGACAGGUGCGUGUCAAGGAGCAACGCUGUCAAGUUUAUGAAGGAUGGGAGGCGCCGUGCUACCCGUUUUAUAGCACCGACGUCGAGCAAAAAUCUCUUUUGCUGGGCGAAAACGGCACGGGGCGUACGUACAAGUGGAGAGAUGGUCUAGGCGAGCUGUCUCCAGCGAUUUCGUGGUCGCUCAUAGACUGGUUGUUCUAUGCUCCUGUUAAAACGUACGGAUCAGGUGGUUACGCAGUGGAUCUGUGUACUUUGGAGGACGUGAAUGAGCUCCAGCGCGACAACUUUCUCUCCGAACAUACGCGCGCUGCAGCGUUCAAGUUCAUUUUGCUGAACCCAGUCACUCGAGUUUUUACGAUUGGAAUGCACGUGAUCAAAGUUGAUCCAUCCGGCCACCUCGACCACUUCGCGCACAGUUCUCAUGUCCGAGUAAUUGGGCACGAGAAGUCGGAGCAGUUUAUGUCUGCUGACGACGACAGCAGUCCUCCUCAUGCUUGGUUUCACCGCCGAAUCAUCAGCGCUGUUAGUACUUUAGUGUCGUUGCUGCGUGAGGCAUUCGACGUGCGCGUUUUGUUGUGGGUUGUGCUGGUGCUAUUCUUUAUCACUUACUGCAUUGGUGAGGGAACGGAAAUGAGUACAAUGGGCGUAGCAACAUACCUUGGAUCGAACAUGUGGAACUUGUUUGAGCUUACGCACUUGGUGGUGCUGGCUGCCAUAUUGAGCUAUAUGGUGCAUUACUACAUGACAUCCAGCACCUUUGCAGAACAUUUGGCAGACUUGCGAGAAGGUCGUGGUGUAGAAGAGCUGAGCCACUCAAGUUCUCUGGGACUUUUGACAGUGUUCCAACAGCUCUCGGAUCUUGCAUCGCUGGGGUCUGCAAUCAGCUUGCUCAAGGUCUUCAAGUUUCUACGCAUGAACGCGACGCUAAACUUGCUUUGGCGUGUGCUAGGCAUGGCUAUGAGCGAUCUUAUGGGCUUUCUUGUUAUUUUCAACCUUAUCUUCUUGGGAUACUCAGCCAUGGGCAGCUACGCCUUUGGCUUUGCUCUUGAAGAGUACUCAACGAUCAGCAAGUCAUAUGGCACUUGCUUCCAAAUGCUGGCUGGCGAGAUGGACUACGCACGACUGCGUCAGGCAAACCCUCGGAUCGCGCCAAUCUUCAUCGGCACCUUCGUGGUCUUGGUGUUUCAGAUCCUUGUCAACAUGUUUGUUGCAAUUUUGUCCGAAUACUACGAAGUUGCGAAGAACGAUGAGACUGCCAGCGGUGAUGAUGUCGAGUACGAUGUGCUUGCGCGCAUUCGCAGCUUUGUAAGUGCGUGCUCACCUACAGUCGUCGUGCCCAAGGAUUACGGCGUUAUUCGUCUCAUUCCCUGGCAACAAGUACGACUUAUUUCAACAAACCUUGUUGAUCAAGAGGAGACACGCCAGCGCGUGAGGAAGCUAUUUCGCGGUGCAGUUUGGCGUGUUGUUGCCUUAUUGCGCUUUGGCAUGAAAUUCGACCGCCGUAUCAAUUUUGGCGAUCGCAAGACGCACGAUGGAAAUGCGCACAACAGCAAUGGUGGGGGCUCUGGCAAUGGCCGUGAGUUAGUAUCUCAUAUUCGAUUAUCCGAAAACUUUGACCACAAGACGAUCAAGGAAAUGAUUCCAAUCGGUAUCACAAUUCGACUUCAGACAGAUUCUAUUCUUGGUGACGGCCUCGCGCUUAAGGUUGUCCAUCACAGCAAAUUGUCCGUGGAGUGUAUUGUAUUAGGUCCCAAUGAAGUGGAAGGCGCUGGCAUUGGGGCAAGCUUUGCCGAGAAGUUUACGGGUGUGCCAACUGCAUUUGCGCCACCUCGCUCUAUCUCGUCGUUAGGUUCGUUUGACGAUGAUUCCGAUCAUGACGACGGAACACCGCGCGAACGUGUUUUGGAGUUAAUGGGCGGCGAGAAACUGCGAAUCCCGAAAAGGAGACUCGCGGUGCACUUGUGCCGUACCAUGUUGCAAGAACUCAAAAUGGGCUUAUUGCGUGCAACGAAGUUGUGGAACUAUUCCGAGAACAACAUGGUAGACGAUUAUCGCCUUGAGUUGCUAUUUGAUAGUGUCCGCGCGGAUGGACGCACGAGCCUGCGCUUUGAUGAGAUUUCGCGUAUGUUGGAUCUGUUUCUGCGUAAGGAUAAGCGUAAGGCGAUGUGCUCCCAAGCGGAAGUGCGAAAUGAAGCUCUUCAGGUAAUGUACCGUUUUCGCAAAUGCCUUAUCGACAUGCCGUCUCGAGAAAAAGAAGGUCACAACUACCGUCCAAAGCCUGUGGAUACGUCCAAGGUGGAACUGGGUCAUCUUGAGCAUUUAGGUGAUGUCCUGGCUCGUAAUUGUCAUGAUAUGUGGGCCCUUGAGCGUCUCAAACAAGGAUGGCAAUACGGUAUACAGCGCGAUGACACCAAUAAGAAACACCCGAACCUUGUUCCCUACAAGUUGUUGUCCGUGGAAGAGCAAGCGUUUGACUACCGAUCAUCUAUUGAGACGAUCAAGACGAUUGUCUUUAUGAACUACACGAUUACGCGUGCUAGCCACCAGAUCUCUCACAGUGGUUCGUUCCACGACGCUAUUUCGCGGUCAACAUCCAUGAUGUCAGAUAUCGCUGAUGGUAUGAGUGGAAGUAACAGUUCAAUUGUUAGUGGUGGCUCGGAUUCGACAAGCCCUCGAGCCAACAGUUUGGCUAUAUUUGAAGAGUUGGGCACUGCCUCUUAUCCUGGAGCACCGAUCAAAUCCGUACCAUCCUUGCUGCGCGAGGCAAUGAGUUUUCGGCGCAAUAGUCUUAUGAAUGAUUCUCCGUACUUCACAACCUACGGAGAGGGAAAUAUUGAAGUCUACCGUCCUCUACCAAUUGACACGACAACGGUUGAGCUGCCUCCCAGACUGUUGCGCCUAGUCGACCUUUUAGCCGAAAACGCCCACGAGGUCUGGGCAAAGGGUCGUAUGGAUGAAGGCUGGACGUAUGGUCCGCAACGCGACGACAACUCGAAGAAACAUCCGUGUCUCGUUCCGUACGUGUUCCUCACGGACGACGAAAAAGAAUAUGAUAUUAACAUUGCCAAGGAGACCCUCAAGACCUUGAUGGCGAUGAAAUUUACGAUUCUUGACCGCACGAGCAAGUAUUGA